Debaryomyces fabryi is the source of this 1158-nucleotide messenger RNA. Its product is annotated as mitochondrial 54S ribosomal protein mL38. The record is from RefSeq and is a predicted model, not a curated record. Lineage: Eukaryota; Fungi; Ascomycota; Pichiomycetes; Serinales; Debaryomycetaceae. The transcript has a single exon. Bases 1 to 1158 code for a protein of 385 amino acids.
AUGAUUGGUAAUCGUUUUGUCAGGUCAGUUAGCUCGAGGAACGUCAGGUUUUUAUCCAGUACCUCUCUCAGAUUGGGAGUAUGGACCGAGUUUAAAAAUAGGCCAUCGAGUUUGAAAUUAAUUGAUAGCGAGACGUAUGAAGACAUAUUCAAAGGCAUUAACCCAGAAAAGGGACCAGCUUCUAUUGCCAAACCAGAAGAACUGAGAGCAUAUCACUCCCCGCUCCAUAUCGAUGACACUUUUAAGUUGGCUUAUAAUGUGUUGGAGGCCGAAAGUGAAGAUUACUACAAGCAAGUUGAAUCUUUGAGGGAAAGACUCAGCAAUAUCCAGGAUCAAAAAGAAAUUGACCAGAUAAAUAAUCACAUCGAUAAGUUAUUGAUCAAAGCUGAACGUCAGAAUCCAGAAGUGAUGUAUAAUAUCGAAUAUUUCCCUGAGAAAAUUGACAAAAAUCAACCAGUUUAUAGAGAAUUCUUGAAAAAUAAAUGGGAGUCGCAUGAUUUGAUGGUUACAAUGCAAAGAUUAGAACAACUAAGCGUGAUUCCUGAUACAUUGCCUACUCUUGUUCCAAAAGCCGAGGUAAAUGUUAAAUUCUCUCACAAUGUUGAUCCUUCUUUUGCAGACUGGGUUACCCCAGGUGAGAUAUUACCUACUUUUGCUGUCUCUCAACCACCAACUAUAAAGAUUCAAGAAUUCGACAGAAUUGACGGUGAACAAUUGUAUUCUGUUAUAGUCAUAAACCCAGACACUCCGGAUUUAACUACUAACUCAUUCAAAACUACCUUGCAAUAUGGUUUAUGCAAUGUUCCGUUAAAUAAUGUCGAUAAUAUUAUUAACCCUGCUAAAUUAUUAGCGAAUGGUGAUGAGUACACUUUCAAAGAAUAUGAACCUUUGUUACCGGAAAAAAAUGCACAAAUUCAAAGAGCUUGUCUCUGGGUAUUCAGACAAUCAGGACCAUUAUCUUUGAAUAACGUUUCUUCUGAAAAGUUUGAUGUUAGAGAAUUUACUUCUGAAAAUAAUUUGACUGCCGUUGGUGCCCACGUUUGGAGACAACAUUUUGACAGAAGUGUCAAUGAUUUAAGAUCCAAAUUUGGAUUGGACAAAGGAAGAGUAUUCCACAGAGUUCGUAGACCACAUCCACUUGUCGGACUUUCCAAUUAA